This is a messenger RNA of Schistosoma turkestanicum, 3180 nucleotides long. The record is from the annotation of a GenBank genome assembly. NCBI's taxonomy places the organism in Eukaryota, Metazoa, Platyhelminthes, Trematoda, Strigeidida, Schistosomatidae.
AUGGUUGAUUUAAAUACUAUUAGUCCAAAGAAAUAUUACCAUUCAGAAGUGGAAAAUAGGUUAUGCUUUCCCAGUGGUUCAUGUCAACAUGUGAAAAAUGGCCAUCUGUGUCCUUGUUGCAGGCGAAGUUCCCCUUUCACAUGUUCAUCACGUUAUAUGAAUGUUUGUGAAGACUGUGAUACUCCAACCAAAGAAUGUAAUCGCAAUUUAUCGACAAGCCCUUUUCCCAUUACUAACCCCAAUCCAUUUUCCCAGUUUAUAUCGUUAUCAAAAACCAAAGAUUCAUUCUCCAGUUUCUUGAAUAAUGAACAGCAAAAUUUCUUAAAUCCUAAUUCUCUUUGGUCUAAAGUAUCAUCUCCGAUAAACUCUUCUCUAACCACGCUGAAAUGUGACGAGUUUUCUGCGUCUCAGCUUAAUAUGGGGAAUACUAUUGAGUUGUCGGCAAAUCAACCCAUUAUAUCAACCGACAGUGACAACAGCUGUGGUGAUAUGGAGACAAUUAUUAGCAAAGAUAUUGAGGAAAAUAAUGACAACAUUAAUCAUCAUCAAGUCGUUUACGCUGAAAAUGGCUACCAUAUUAAUCAUUCUAAUCCAAAUCUCCUUAAACUUUUGUCUAACUGUAAUCAGUUAGUCAGAAACUCAUCAGUUGAAAUACCACCAUCUUUGUGUUCAUCGCUACCGUCACUAUCAACUGUUAACAUAUUGUUCCCGUCUAAUAGUCAUAACAAUCGUGUUACAAGAUUAGACUCUUCAAUGCUGGAUAAUGCUUCAAAAUGUCUCAGUGGGAAUUGUACAUUGGAAAACAUGGAGAAUAACAAUCAAACUAAGAAUGGAGAUAGUGAUGGCAGUGAAACGUUUCAUGAUUAUAUGGAUAGUAAAACACCCCAGCCAAAUAGAAAUUCACUGUGCAUGUUUAAUAAUUACACUAACCCAAAUACAAUAGGAAUUGAAGAACCAUUUGAUAUCGGUCAGACAAUGCAAGAAGUUAUAAAAUCUUCAAUUCUUAACUAUCCUUUGGAUCUAUACACUUCUUCAUUAUCUUUACCAACGUCCUUCCCUUCCUCCCCUUCUGCCUCACUAAUUCAUAAUUGUGAACCAUUACAGGUAGAAAAACCGGUCACUAACUUUAUAAACCAUGCUCAGUUUACCAUCAAUCCAUACACAGUACAACAGGAAAUGCAACAUUCAAUCUCAGCUAAUUACACAACAUCAUGCUCUUCUUCAUCUUCAUCUUCAUCAUCAUCAUCCUCUGAGCAUCGUCAUCAUCACCAGCAUCAGUUACAGCAGUCACAACAGGGUUUUCCUCAAACUGACAUUGCUUCCUACAUACCUUCACAACUUUAUUCGACAGAAUGUAGUUAUAAACAACGAUAUAAUUUAUCUAAUAUGCCUAAUCUACAUAAUCACGAACAUCAGGAUCAGCAAAAACAAUUAUUUAUUCACUUGCCAACACCAACGGAAACCAUCAAAUGGAUGCCUAAGCAUUUGAUGAUGAUAAAUACACAGGGACAACACCAAUAUCAACAGCAACUUGAAGACGACCUUCUUGCAAGUGAACCUCGCUCAAUAAUCAAUAAACUUGGCAUGGAGCAUAGCUCUCAGAUAACCGCAGAAAAACAACCUAUGUUUCAUGAAACUCCUCAGUGUGUACAAUGUGGAACAUUUAAUAUUGAAAAUCAACAAUGGGUUUUCGAUAGAAUGACUGAACUUUAUCUAUGCAACGAAUGUGAUCAACAAAUCAAUGAUGACAACAGCAGAAGUCAAUCGACAAGAAAGAAGAUACAUGUAUCAAGUUUAAAUGUACCAGUUGAUGAGACCAAGGCAUUUCUUGAUCCAUUACUGCAUGGUGGAAUACACAAUGGAAAUAGAUCAGACUUAGACCAAGAUACUGGCAGUUUGCCUUUGCUGAUAUGGAAUGAUGUCAAACCUUAUUCAAAAGAUCCGUCAUUUAUAUUCAAUUCUAUGAACAAUAUAAAUGAGAUAGAUAAACACUUGCCAUUGCAAUCACCUCAAGCGAUUUCUAAUUGUUCUUCAUGGUCACAGUAUACAACGAAUCUGAUAAAGGAAACGGCUGUUACAAGUGAAUCAAUCGAUUCACUACAUAGUGAAGGAAAGAUCCCCAAAUCAUCAAACCCAUUAAGUAUCCAAAACUCUGCACGUCGUUCAGGACAGUUUUGUACCAAUUGUAAUACUUCAGCGACUACCCUAUGGCGUCGUAAUACUGAAGGAGAGCCAGUUUGCAAUGCUUGUGGACUAUAUUAUAAAUUACACAAGAUAAAUCGUCCAAUAUCUAUGAAGAAAGAGGGGAUUCAAACUCGCAAGAGAAAGCCAAGAACGAACACCCUGAAAUCUAAUCAGUUAUAUGUUACAAAUUCAUCUCGAGGUUCUGAAAAAGCUAUCAACAAAUUAGUGAUGCGUAUGGAUGGUUCGAAACAGGUCCGACAUCAUCACACUCCUUGUCAAGGAACACAGGUUGAAAGUCACCAUUCUAUUCCGCCUAGAUUUGCAACUUUGCCAAAUUUGGAUUAUGACGAGCAAAGAAUGAGAAAUCAAAGUUUGACUGUAAACAAAUCGGAUUCAUUAUUUUAUUCUCAAUUAUUAAAUGAAGUUCAUCCACAGCAUUCUACAGUAUGUACUCCUCAAUUUCCUUCACCUCCAUCGGCCUCACUGUCUCAACAUCAUCGACUGAACACACAUAAAUUCAACAGUCCAGUUGGUGAUAUUCAUUAUAGCCAGUAUGGUAACCAAUUCGAAAACACUGAGAUUACAAACAAUCAGUUAACGACAUUGAAUAAAAAAACUGACGAAAAUUGUAUAAAUUCAUUAUUAAUCUGGUCGAAUACUUCAAAAACAAAUUGUGAUUCCACGAAUGCUGUAGUAGUAACCGAUUUUAUUAAAUUAGACAAUAGUCGUAAUCAGACUACCAAUGAAGACGAUUAUGAGCUUAGGAAUACUAACAUUGGUAACAAUAAUAGUGAUAAUCUCACCAGCAUUUCAAUUAAUUAUUCGAAUACAAUUGCAGAUUCUAUAAAUUUUCAAUAUCAAGAAAAAUCUGUAACUUCAAAUUUACUACAUUCAACCUUUGAAAGGAAAACAAUGGUGGUUAAUGAUUUAGUGAGUAAUGAGAAGUCCACAAUGUAUCAUACUACAAGUUUGGUUAACUGUAACGAAAACGUUUAG